This is a messenger RNA of Entelurus aequoreus (snake pipefish), 4966 nucleotides long. Its product is annotated as sodium- and chloride-dependent GABA transporter 1-like. The record is from RefSeq and is a predicted model, not a curated record. The coding region runs from base 287 to 2407 and encodes 706 amino acids. Gene Ontology annotation, biological process: neurotransmitter transport; sodium ion transmembrane transport. The transcript is spliced from 15 exons. Gene Ontology annotation, cellular component: cell surface; axon; plasma membrane. NCBI's taxonomy places the organism in Eukaryota, Metazoa, Chordata, Actinopteri, Syngnathiformes, Syngnathidae. Gene Ontology annotation, molecular function: gamma-aminobutyric acid:sodium:chloride symporter activity.
UGAGCAUGAGUUGCUGAUGUUCGUCUGCUGUUGAUCGUCCUCUUCCUCCUCCUCUUCUUCCUCCUCUCGCUUGGCGCCACACACAGGACAUUUUCCCGCGCUUUGGACGCCGCGUUUUAAUGGCAGUCCAAUGCGCUGAUUGGACUUUACGACUCGCUCCUCACCGCGGACUCACGCACGUCUGCCGCAAGCUGCGCGUCCUCCUCCUCAUUCGCUGCACGUCCGCGGUGAACGCCCACUGACCACCACCGCACCUUCCACCUGGAACCCCCCGCCGGCUGCAGACAUGGCGACCAACGGCACCAAAGCGGACGUGGCGGAGGCCAACGAGGCCAACGACAGACCCAAGUCUGCGCACGUGCAGCCCGACAAGAAGAAGAAAGAGUUGCCGGCUCGAGAAACCUGGGGAGGGAAAUUUGACUUCCUGCUGUCGUGUGUGGGUUACGCCAUCGGACUUGGCAACGUGUGGAGGUUCCCGUACCUGUGCGGGAAAAAUGGCGGAGGAGCCUUCCUGAUUCCAUACUUUCUGACUCUUGUCUUUGCUGGGAUGCCCUUGUUCCUUCUGGAAUGUUCACUGGGACAGUACACCUCCAUUGGGGGUCUCGGGGUCUGGAAACUGGCCCCUGUCUUCAAAGGUGUCGGCCUUGCAGCAGCCGUCCUUUCCUUCUGGCUGAACAUUUACUACAUUGUGAUUAUUUCCUGGGCCAUUUACUACCUGUACAACUCCUUCACUGCCGAACUUCCAUGGAGUUCUUGCAACAACCCGUGGAACACCGACAAGUGCUACACCAACUAUUCCAUCACAGACACCACUAACCUCACCAGUGCCGUGUUGGAGUUCUGGGAGCGCAACAUGCAUGAAAUGACCGAUGGCUUGGAAAAACCAGGCCAGAUUCGAGUGCCGCUCGCAAUAACCUUGGCCAUCGCCUGGGUUCUGGUCUACUUCUGCAUCUGGAAAGGUGUGGGCUGGACGGGCAAGGUGGUGUACUUCUCGGCUACUUACCCUUACUUCAUGCUCUUCAUCCUCUUCAUCCGCGGAGUCACCCUCCCUGGUGCCAGAGAAGGAAUUAUCUUCUACAUCACGCCUGACUUUGAAAAACUGAAAGAAUCGGAGGUGUGGCUGGACGCAGCAACGCAGAUCUUUUUUUCCUAUGGACUGGGAUUGGGCUCACUUAUAGCUCUAGGCAGCUACAACCCCUUCAAUAAUAAUGUUUACAGGGACUCCAUCAUCGUGUGCUGCAUCAAUUCCUGCACCAGCAUGUUUGCUGGCCUUGUCAUCUUUUCCAUCGUUGGCUUCAUGGCGCACGUGACCAAGAAAAACAUUGCGGACGUAGCAGCUUCAGGUCCUGGUCUAGCGUUUCUGGCCUACCCAGAAGCCGUGACCCAGUUGCCCGUGUCUCCACUGUGGGCCAUUCUCUUCUUCUCCAUGCUCCUCAUGCUGGGGAUCGACAGCCAGUUCUGCACGGUCGAGGGCUUCAUCACUGCUCUAGUGGAUGAGUUCCCCAGAGUGCUUCGCGGCAGACGAGAGAUCUUCAUCGCCGUGGUCUGCCUGAUCUCUUACGUGAUCGGACUUUCCAACAUCACGCAGGGUGGGAUCUACGUCUUCAAACUGUUCGACUACUACUCUGCAAGUGGAAUGUGUUUGCUCUUCCUGGUCUUCUUCGAAUGCAUCUCCAUAUCAUGGUGCUACGGUGUGAACAAGUUCUACAACAACAUCGAGGAGAUGAUCGGCUACAAGCCUUGUCUGUGGUGGAAGUUGUGCUGGGUGGUGUUCACCCCUCUCAUCGUCGGUGGCGUGUUCUUGUUCAGCGCCAUACAAAUGGUUCCUCUCACCAUGGGAGACUACGUGUUUCCAGGCUGGGGUCAAGGAGUGGGCUGGCUUAUGGCAUUGUCCUCCAUGGUGCUCAUACCUGGAUACAUGAUCUACAUGUACCUCGGACUCAAGGGCACCUUUAAAGAGCGACUGAGGAUAAUGUUCCAGCCACCCGCAGUCGUCAGGCGGCCGCAGGAGAACGGUCCUGAGCAGCUGGUGGAAACCAACGCUGCCAACCUUUCCAGCCCUGCCAAUCCAGCUCCUGCCAACCUCGCCAGUCCAAGCAGUCCGACUGCGGUCAACGUAACCAGCCCAGUAGCGCCGGCAAAACCCAUUUCGACGCCUGCCGAGCCCGCCGCUGCAGCUGCUAGCCCUUUGAACUCGGCAACAAGUCCCACAAUCGUGACCACCAUCACUACCGCCGCUACCACCACUGCCAGCGCCAGCCCAGCCACUGUUACAGCCAUCCCUGCCGUCCCCACCGCAACAACAGUCAGCCCGACCAGUCCUCCGCCAAACCCAGCUAACCCGACGGAGCCAGUUAACCCAGGAACUGUGACCGUUAACCUGACCAAUGCCGAGGCCAACUUGUAGACAACCAAGAACCCCUCAUGGAGCAUGUAGACAAAAGAGAACAUUAAAAGGACUUCCAAGAUUUGAAUUGAUUCACCUACCUCCGAGGGCAAUACGUGAUCCAAACGCAUUUCAUUUUCCUGCCGACGAUGUCUCGUUGUUGCUUUGCAUUCCAAAAAGACUGUUAGUGUCCGUACAUCUGAUCUAAAAAAGCUGUAAAGAUACUGUGUCAUACUGUGAGAAAAAGAAAAAACUACUUAGACUAGAGAUCUGUUGAAUAUCUUCAUGAAUCCAGUGUUUGAAUAUAGUAGAAGAAGAAAAGUGGGCGGUCUGAUGGUGGAUGUUUACUAGACCUCACACUUGUCUCCCUCCCACAACGCUGCUCUCUGGGAGACCACCAUGGAGGUCAGGGCGCAGACCUGGAGCUCCUGAGAAGCACAAAGCCAAGAAGAAGUCCAUGUUUAAUCGGACGGAGGUCUUCGGUCCUGUCUGCUGGAACGGAGACUCUUUUUUUUCUUCCUUCCUUUUGCAGUAAAAAGAAAACUUUGUGUGAUGGAAAAAUUUGUAGAAUUCUUUUUAGGACGUUUUAUACUCUCUUCUUGAUAUGAUGGGACCAAAAUCACUAGGUAGACAAAGCAAAAAAAAAACUUGGUUGGCAGAAGCACAGCAGAGUAGCACGAAGUAGUAACAAAGUACAGGGUUAGAUCCAGUCCGACAUCCACUCAGUCCUGUUUACGUCCCGCAUGCUCUCCUCAGGAACAUCGGCGAAAAAAGUCUGAAACUCCGGACAAAAAAUGAAAAAUGAAACGGCCUUAAGCCAAAAGAGAAAUUUCAAGCUUUGUACAUGACUGGCAACAAAAAACACCAACAACUGGCAACAAAAACACCAACAACUGGCUACAAAAACACCAACAACUUUGUCUUUUCGUACGUGAAUGGAUCAAUCCUCGCUUGAUCAACACGUAUUGAUGAAUAUGUAUCGAUCAAUCGUAGCUUGAUUAACACGUAUUGAUGAAUAUAUGCUGAUCAAUCUUAGCUUGAUCGAUACGUAUACGAAUAGGUAUCGAUCAGUCCUACCUUGAUAAACACGUAUUGAUGAACACGUAUCUAUCAAUCCUAGCUUGAUUAACACGUAUUGAUAAAUACAGUAUGUGCUGAUCUAGCUUGAUCGAUACGCAUUGAUGAAUGUGUAUUGAUCAAUCCUAGCUUCAUAAACACAUAUUGAUGAAUACAUAUUGAUCAGUUCUAGCUUGAUGAACACCUAUUGAUGAAUACGUAUCAAUCAAUCCCAGCUUGAUCAACACGUAUUGAUGAACACACGUUGAUAAAUAUGUAUUGAUCAAUCCUCGCUUGAUCGAAACGUAUUGAUGAAUAUGUAUCGAUCAAUCCUAGCUUCAUCAACACGUAUUGAUGAACACAUAUUGAGGAAUACGAGUUGAUCAGCGAGGAUUAAUCAACGCGUAUCGAUGAAUAUGUAUUGAUCAACCCUAGAUUGAUGGAUACGUAUUGAUCAACCCUAGAUUGAUGGAUACGUAUUGAUCAACCCUAGAUUGAUCGAUACGUAUUGAUGAAUACGUAUUGAUCAACCCUAGAUUGAUGGAUACGUAUUGAUGAAUAUGUAUCGAUCAAUCCUAGCUUCAUCAACAUGUAUUGAUGAACACAUAUUGAGGAAUACGAGUUGAUCAGCGAGGAUUAAUCAACACGUAUCGAUGAAUAUGUAUUGAUCAACCCUCGCUUGAUGAACACGUAUUGAUCAACCCUAGAUUGAUGAAUACGUAUUGAUCAACCCUAGAUUGAUGGAUACGUAUCCAUCAACCCUAGAUUGAUCGAUACGGAUUGAUGAACACAUGUUGAUCAAGCUACGUCUGAUCACCACGGAUUGAUUAUGUAUGUAGACGUAGACGUGCGGGCCAAUCAGCAAGCUGCCUGUUUGUGUUUGUGUUGUGGUUGCGUUGCCCGUGCUUUGAUUGGCCAGACGUUAGCAAGGUUGUCAGCACGACGCCAGGCAGCUAGCGGCGGAGAAGCGGCGGGUCCGAGCGCGAGGCGAGCGAGCAGAGAUGUUUAUGUCCUGUGAAUUUGUAUUCUUUGUAGAAAGUGACUCAAGCACAGUUUUCUCUGGAACUUUGUCGUAAACGUGUGAAACAUGUACGUGUAAAUGUGUGUAACAUGGAAGUUCAUGUCUCAAUGUUGCUGCAAUAAUCCUUUGGUCACACAAGCACACGUCUUGUAGAAGAUGAAGGUGUCCGUUUUGUACAUGUCCGACAUGAUGUAGACAUGCUGUGUAUUAAUGGUGUCCAUGAUAAAGCACGAUUGUUAUGUUCUACUCAAGACUGAAGAAAUAAACCACUUCGAGAAAAUAUGACAACAAAGUCUUUCAAGUAGCAUUCCGACGGUUCGGUAAAACAAACUUAUUGAUCAUGGAUUUCUACUCCAUAGGUGAUCAUGUUCGAUCACGUUCAUGCACAAUAAGGUGUUCCAUUAAAAAUGAACAACUACGUGUACUCUUGACUUGUGUACUUUUCUUGGACUACUACAAGUGUGACGCAACCGAAUAAGGAAAGGAAAGAAGAUAAACGUAGG